Molecule: messenger RNA, 3108 nt
Organism: Gymnogyps californianus (California condor)
Lineage: Eukaryota; Metazoa; Chordata; Aves; Accipitriformes; Cathartidae
Product: CCN family member 2-like
Exons: 5
Coding region: 13-1062 (349 amino acids)
Biological process (GO): cell adhesion; signal transduction
Cellular component (GO): extracellular matrix; extracellular region
Molecular function (GO): integrin binding; heparin binding
Source: RefSeq, a predicted model, not a curated record
CCUUUACUCGGGAUGUCUGGCAACUUGGGGACAGUGACCCGGACCCUGUUCCUCCUCCUCCUUGCACCUGGCUGGGUAGAACCGCAGGCCUGCACGUAUCCAUGCCAGUGUCCCUCCCAGCCUCUGCAGUGCCCCGCUGGCACCAGCCACGUGUUGGAUGCCUGUGGUUGCUGCAAGGUGUGUGCCAGGCAGCUUGGCGAACUCUGUUCCCUGCAGAAACCCUGUGAUCAUCACAAGGGACUCUACUGCGACUUCUCCAAAAUCCACAGAGGCAGCGGGAUCUGCUUAGCUCACGAGGGUGCAACUUGUGACCUGCUGGGCAAGAUCUACCACAACGGGGAGAGCUUCCAGCCCACCUGCAAGCUGCAGUGCAUCUGCAUGGACGGGGCCAUCGGCUGCAUCCCCCUCUGCUCCGACGACCUGCGGCUCCCGUCCCCCGAGUGCCCCAAGCCCCGGCGGGUGAAGUUUCGCAAUAAGUGCUGCGAAGAGUGGAUCUGCGAGGAGGGCAGUGAGGAAAACCGCUUCGAAACGGCCAUGGCGGUUUUCAGGGAGGAUCCAGCACAGAAGCCAGAGCUGAAUAACCUGCAGGAGAACUGCUUGGUGCAGACCACCGAGUGGAGCGCUUGCUCCAAGAGCUGCGGCAUGGGCAUCUCCGCGCGAGUGACCAACGACAACCCCCAGUGCCGCCUGGAGAAGGAGACCCGGCUCUGCAUGGUCCGGCCCUGCGACUUCCCCGUGGAAAAAACCAAGAAGGGGAAGAAGUGUGUGCGGACCCCAAAGCCACGCCAGAGCCUCCACUUCGAGUUUUCGGGCUGCACCAGCACCCGUUCCUACCGGCCCAAGUUCUGCGGCAGCUGCACGGACGGCCGCUGCUGCACCCCGUACGUCACCAGCACCGUGGAGGUGGAGUUCCGCUGCCCCGAGGGGGACUUCUUCCAGCGGAAGAUGAUGUUCAUCAAGAUGUGCUCCUGCCACUACGACUGCCCCCGAGACAACGACAUCUUCCUGGCCACGUAUCACAGGAGGAUGAUUGGAGACCACGUCAAGACAGAGAGGCAGUAGCCCUCUCCGUGCCAGAUCCACAGGCCAAGGUGUCAAGAGGGCUCUGCAGCGCUUUCGUGGCUGCGUCCCAGGACAAUGCAGCCUCUUCCCCCUCUGUGAGGGGCUGUGCUCUUCGGAACAGCACCGUUCGCCACCAGUGGUCCCAGUGGCCUUCCAAACAAGCCGAGGUGCGGGGAGGAACAGCCCCAUCUGCUCCGGGCUCCUCACCUUCACUCAUGGCGUUGCAAAGGUCGGUGAAAGAACCAGAAACAGGCUUGAGCUGCAAACUUGAUCCAUGUUCCCACUGACCAGAUGGGAGAGUGGAUCAAAGCCGCGUGGCUCCAGCCUGUCUCCAGCUGCGAGCGCAGCGGGUACGAUUCCCCGUGGCCACUGGCCUGCCAAAACCAUGCGGCAAACCCAGAGCACGAGACAGGGGAAGCCCGGGAGGCCUGAGCUAAAGCCGGGCUCCGCAGCCUGCUUUCCGGCAGAGCGGGGCUCUGCUGCGUGUUGAUGCAAAGCUUCUCGGUGAGGGAAGUGGUCCUGGCCCCGCGCUGGGCUCCUGCUGAGCUUUUCCAUUAUUUUUGGCUAAUCGGAUCCAACAAGUUGGCAAAAGCCCUUCGCCAUCCUUGUGCCCACCUUUCACCCUCCCGCGUGCUUUCCCGUCCGCAGCUUUGUUCCAGAUCAGUUUGCUCCUAGAGAGGCCGGAUCAUCUGCUGGGUGACCCGUUCUCCGGGCGGCUCAAGGCUGGGCUGUCUUUUUGUUUUUUCCCCGUUAAAUUCCUUUUAGCCUUGCGUGCCAGUGAGGCGGACAGCGAAGACAAGGAAACGGCGAGUCAUGUCGUGUCACUGCGGGAGACAGAGCAUGGCUCCGGGCCUCCUCCGGAAGAUCUGAGCCCAGGAAGGAGCUUCUUCAUAGAAAAAAGGAUUCGGCCAGGCUGUAGCUUUGCCUCUGGCGCUGGCAGGGCAGUGGUCCCUGGGGUCUGUUUCAGACCCGAGGAGCUCUUCCAGUGUGAAAUGGGGGUGAGCCAGGCUGCCAGGCUGAAACACGUCCGCUGCGGGUGCUGCUCGUGCCAGUUUUUAGUGCCGUGAUGAGCACGUCCUGUUGUCCCUUUCGGUACUCUCUUCAGAAAUGGCUCCGGGGUGGGCGAGGGGCUGGACUCCACCGGCUCACACAUCCACAGUGGGGCUGCAGCGUCGUUUCGGCUCCGGAGUCUUUGCUGGGGGGUCGUAAGUUGGAGGAACGCAGUUCAGCUCGGGUCUCCCCGGGGAGUUUAAGGCACUGGCAAGAAAAAUGCCCGUCUUUGUAAAUGGAGCAGAUCCUUUCCGGAGUUACCGAGGCAGCGGCACGGAAAGCUGCGUGGUGCCGGGGUCUCCAGCGGUGGGGUUCCCUUCUUGCCAAACCUGUGCAGAGCGGGAGAGGCCACCGGCACAGGAGCGGUCCCGUAAGCCCCCAGCCCGGCUGGCACAGCCGGCAGCGAUGCAGCUCCCUGCACCUCGGCAGCUCCGUGCCGUCUCUGAAGUCUUACCAGUUGCGUUUAGUCUGUGCUGAUUUUUAGCGGAAACAUCCAGUUAAAGGGCCUGAUCUCGUUCCUUAAAUCUUCCCUGCCUUUCACCACUGGAAAUCAUGAUGGAAUUCCUGGUCCCAGCCGGGCAGGAGCAGGGGCCACGCCGCAGCACCGAGGCUUUACCCCACCACAGCUCCCACCCCAAAGCAGAACCUGAUGCCGGAGGAUAAUCCCAGCCGCCAACAAACGCUGCCCUGCAGCCCCCGACUCCGCCGAAACGCCGGCUUGGGGCCUGUGUCGUGUCUCAGCCCCUCUUUUCUUGCUCUCUCAGCCUGCGGAAGCUCGUGAGCCUUCAGCCUCCUGUAAUCAAUCUGAACUGUAAAUAAUUUAUCUGAGGUUCUUUCUUUUGUUUUUCUAAAGGCCGUUGUACAGUUCUUGUAUCCUUUUAGCACAGCCUUGCUCGGGGCCUUUUCUCCCCUUGCCCUCCAGGUCUGCUCUGAACUUUUCUCCUGCCGUUUACACGGCUUCUGAGUGUAAAACUACGCUGACGUUGCACUUUACUC